Messenger RNA from Metarhizium acridum CQMa 102, 4323 nucleotides. Its product is annotated as kinesin-like protein. Gene Ontology annotation, molecular function: protein binding. The record is from RefSeq and is a predicted model, not a curated record. NCBI's taxonomy places the organism in Eukaryota, Fungi, Ascomycota, Sordariomycetes, Hypocreales, Clavicipitaceae. Gene Ontology annotation, cellular component: cytosol.
AUGACAUCCAAUCUUCCUUCCAGCUUUGCCUCGGCUGCAGCUGGUCAGAAUGCGAAUCGGGAUGCGAGGGGCGGCAGAGGAGAUGGAAGGGGAGCUGCUGGAGGUGACUGGUCGCGCAGAGACGGCCGAUCUGCUAAUGGCACCCUCACUCUCCGACGCUCCUCAACGACCCCCAUCGGCCAAGCUUCACAAUCAGCCCCCUCGACCGACCACGCUGUUCAGCAACCAAUCUCAGUUGACACAACCCCAGUGCUGCCCUCAAAUUACGACGCCGGACCUGCACGAUACACCAAGGAUGACCUGUUGGGAUUGUAUCGGUCGCAAAAGCCAGGUGAUGAUCCGACACGCCUCUUUAUACCUGGAUGGGACCCGACGCACGUUAAUGGUGGCAAUGUCAGGGGCUGGGGAAAGACCAACGACAGUAAUGUUCCACAGGAGCCCGGUGCCUGCUGGGACCAUGAUGGACAUACUGCUCCCAUGGGCUUGCACGAAUUUUCGACAGAGGAAAAGGAGGCCUUUUCUACCGAGAUCAACUCGCCUCUGAAACCCCCAACGCAAAACAAAGACGGCCAUCAGGGAAAUGUGAAUGGCCGAAAGGCUUCUGUUUCCCAGGGCUCCGGAAACUCGUUCGGGGUCAUAUCUCCCUCAUCCGCUACACGACCGGGAACACGACGACGUGAAACUAUUGAAUCGAACCCGUUCAGUGGUGCUCUUGUUUCACCAACCGCGGCCAGCAGGUUUUCUCGGGAGGAUUCCUCGCCAUGGACGCAACGAAGAAGCAAUGACUUGCGAGAGUCUGAGCCAGAUGACGGCGAAGCCGACGCAGCUGCGCGAGAGUCUACUACUAAGCUGCCUUUUGGGAACUUGAUGCGUUCGAAUACUGCCGGUAGUGCCGGGAUGUCCAUGUGGCCUUCUUCGAACCCAACGACCCCUGCGGAUGGCGGCUUUGGCAACUUUGCAAUGCCGCCCUCAUCCACGAUUGGCGACAGGAGGGCUGGCGGCGCUGCCCCCGGUGCGAGUGGUAGUCGUUUAGCUCAUUUGAUUCCCAAGGAUACUUCGGAUAACAAUGUUGCCAAAUCUGGCGACACCCAAAACCCCUCAUCACAGCACUCCUGGCGAACACGUCCUCGCACUGAUACUGACCCAUUUGGUGACGACGAAUUGUCUGGAAGUGCCGUCCUGGGUGGCGCACAAGACACCAGCUCGGCUGGACACUCCCAUGUCAGUCGCGUAGGUGUUCUUGGCACUCCUGUGAAAGGCUCGACAAGCGACUUUGGUAUGUCAGGGCUCAAUCUUGGACUCCAGCAAGGGCACGAUGGACCAGCCAGUCCGUCAGAGACCAAUCCUUAUCGCAGCCCCCUUGCGGAGCGUCACGAACAUGAUGAAACGGAAACCGGCGCUGGUGAGCAACCCCUCGCAGCAGGACAAAACGAACCAUCAGCCACCUUCGGGUCCAUAUCCAGGGGAUUCGGUGCGCCUAAUUUUGAGGGUAGUGACCGCAGUCAGACUUCCAGCGUUGGUGCAAAAGGUUAUCCGUUGGGAGGUUUGUCCGGGUGGCCAGCUCCGGCCGGGCCAUCUACAGGAACGCCGGACAGAGAACGACCGAGCUUUGGCAAUGCAUUUGGCAGUUCUUUGUUCAGUCCCGUUGGAGAUAUGCAGUCACCAGGCCUGUCCAACCUGGGUAACGUAUUUGGAGCCCCCGGCGCUGGACUUGGUACAGGAAGCAUUGGCCGUGGCAGCAAGCUUGGGUCGCUCUUCCCUACGGCGAUGCAGGCCCAAAUGCAAGGACAUGAUCAAGAGCAUGGCAUGAAUGACACAUUGCAGGGCCACCCCCUAGGAGCUAUUGGCCGAGGCACUUUACCCGGUCCAACACGGGAUACUGGAAGCCCUAUGCGACCUAACAGAGGCGUCUUCGAAGAACUUUUCCCAUCGAGUGACAGUGGCAGAUCUCACACGGGUUUUAGUGCGCCUGACAAUGUCCAACAGGUUGGGGUCGGAGGAUCUCAAUCAUUCACGCCAGUCACUGGUGGUAUACCGUUCGGUGGUGCCCAAGGAAGUGCAGACCCUUCCGGAACUCAAACCAGACAGAUGGUCAUGCCUGAUAGGAUGAGGUGGGUGUAUCUUGAUCCUCAAGGGCACAUGCAGGGGCCUUUUACCGGACUAGAAAUGAACGAUUGGUACAAGGCCAACUUCUUUACUCCUGAUCUUCGGGUCAAGAAGAUUGAGGACUCGGAUUUCGAACCCCUUGGUCAGCUGAUACGCCGCAUUGGCAAUUCACGCGAACCAUUUCUGGUACCGCAAAUCGGUAUUCCACAUGGCCCAGCUCCUCAAGGAGGCCCGUUCAACCCAACGACAGGUGGUGGUGUCAUCCCGCCACUGAGUGGAGUGUUCCCCAGCUUUGGCAGAACGCUGACGGCGGAGGAGCAGAAUAAUCUUGAACGAAGAAAGCAGGAGGAACAGUACAUGAUGGCCCAGCAACGAGAGUAUAUGAUGCGCCAGCAGACCAUGCCCAAGUUCCCAAUGCCAGGCCCCGGGCUCCAGCAUCAUUCCAGCGCUCACAGUCUACAAAGCCAGCCAAGCUUCGGCAGCAUGACGUCACCCAUUGGUGUUGCCCCCCAGCAACAGCCCAUCGGAGCUGCCGCUCCGCAGCAUGGUUCUUUUCCUGAUACUCAAACAGGGGUCCAGGCUGCCGGGAGAGGUGGUUUGGGAAACGGAGACCCUUUUAGAGUAGACGACUUAGUCGGUCUAUCUGUGGCCGAGCGUGAGGUUCUUGCAAGUAUGCGUGGUGCUAGUGACGAGGCAACGGAUGACCAGCAGCAAGCCACAGACACCGGAUUUAGGGGAAGCCUUCCUGGUACCGAACAACUUACCGAGGACCAGGAGGGCUUCCGUGGCAGACUGAAGGAAUUUGAGGAAUUACGUGCACAACAUGACGCAGAGCGGCUGACUGAAUUGGCAAGCGAGAAAGAGACUAGUUCUGCUGUUGACGCUACCCUCGACACUUCUGCUCCUCAGCAUCCUACUCGGGGCGGGAAGGGGAAAAAGAAGAUUUCUGAGGAUGGCACCUUGUCGCUCACCCAACAGGUGCAGAAGGCACAGGCUGCUGCCGCAGCAAGCGUCCAGCCAGUGGAAGCUGACAUGCCAAUGCCAUUUCCUCCUCCUUCAUCCGCUACACCUCUCCCCGCACCGACAGCUCAACGAGCACGAUCCAACCUACCUGAGCAAUAUAGCCGAUCCCAAAGCGGUACUCCAGAUACGGCUCAACCCCCACCCCUGGCUCCAUGGGCAAAGGAGCCAGGCCAAGAGGGGACAAAGGGACCCAGUCUGAAAGAGAUACAAGAGGCUGAGGCUCGCAAGGCUGCCAAGGCUGAAGAAGCCGCUGCCGCUCUCCGCAAAGCUGCAAUCGAGCAGGAGGCUGCCCUAAUGCGAGAAAAAGAAAAGCAGGCCGCUGCUGCCGCUGCCGCGGGUCUUCCUGCUACGAGCACCUGGGGACACGGCUCUCCUGUUUCUGCCUCUAGCCCGUGGACCAAGCCGGGAACUAACAAGGGAACAUCUUCUGGACCCGCGACGUCUAGCUCUGCUAGUAGUAAGAAAACAUUGGCCGAAAUUCAACGUGAGGAGGAGUUUCGCAAACAGAAGGCAAAGGAUGUUGCUAGCCAAUCCGGGAUGCCUGUGAAUGUUUCCAAGAGCUAUGCCAAUCUCGCGGGCAAGCCUAAUACUUUGCCUUCUCCAUCUAUACCCCAGGCCGCAAGCCCAUCCAUCGCCGGUUGGGCAACCGUUGGCGCCGGCGGUAAGGUCAAGGUACCAAACGGACCAGCUGCCGCCCAAGUUCCACGGUCUCUGAGCUCCUCUAAUGUCAAGGCACAAGCUCCGACACCCGGUAGACCUAUCAGCAAGCCGGCUUCGACUGUUGGCAGCGUCGCUAGUAAGACUGAGCCGGCCAAUGUAGCAAUGGAAGAGUUUAACAAAUGGACACUGCGAGAGCUUUCCAGAGGAGGUCUCACGUGUGAUGUAACUUCGCUCCAAGCCGACUUGAAUAUGUUCCCUCUCGACUCGAGCAUAAUUGCAGAUGCCGUCUACGCCAGCUCUACUACCAUGGACGGCAAUCGCUUCGCUGCUGAAUAUGUGCGGCGAAAAAAGCUGGCUGAGAAAGGUGUCGUAGAGAAACAGUCACCUGGAGAAGCCGCGAAAACAGCUGCGGCCGGAGGUGGAUGGAGUGAAGUUGCAAAGCGAAGUGGAAGCGCCCAGCCUAAAGAUACCGACGCCGGAAUCCAAGGCGCUGGCUUCAAGGUAGUUCCAAGCCGAAAGAAGGGCAAGAAAUAA